Molecule: messenger RNA, 603 nt
Organism: Exaiptasia diaphana
Lineage: Eukaryota; Metazoa; Cnidaria; Anthozoa; Actiniaria; Aiptasiidae
Exons: 3
Coding region: 1-603 (200 amino acids)
Source: RefSeq, a predicted model, not a curated record
AUGGCUGGUUUGUCUGAAGUAUGCUCUCAUAUUGGUGCAACAUUAUUUGCUUUGGAAACUGGCGUAAGGAUGCGCAAUUUGACAACAUGCACGCAGGAAAAAAGCCAGUGGAUCAUGCCAGCAUAUGUCAAAGAGAUCCCAUACAAGCCAGUCAACGAAAUGGACUUCACUUCUGCAAAGAAAAAGUUUAAUCUGCUGCAUGAAGAAAAUGUCACACCGACCACUUUAAGAGAUAAGCCUGCAGCACAGCUAAAACAAAAAAACAGCGAAGCUGAAAUUGCAAAGUUCUUUCAAGAACUAUCAGUGUCUGGGACUAGGCCAGCUAUCUUGUCUCUGRUGCCAGAGUAUAGUGAUAAAUAUGUCCCAAGUGAUAUGUGCCACUUGCCUUUUCCACUGACAUCAUUGUUCAAGGCAGAAUAUCAGCAGCUGUCUGGAGAGGAACUUUUUGCUUUGGCAGAAAGAACAGUAAUUGCAUUGACAGAGGAUGAAUGUAAGGCAAUUGAGAAGGAAUCAAGAGAUCAGAUCAAAAAGCUGGCAGAAUUACUGCAUCCAAGUUACGGGCUGCUUGCCAUACAAACCCAACUGCACCGUCAAAAAGUUUAA